This is a messenger RNA of Amaranthus tricolor (Joseph's coat), 1460 nucleotides long. Its product is annotated as strigolactone esterase D14-like. Lineage: Eukaryota; Viridiplantae; Streptophyta; Magnoliopsida; Caryophyllales; Amaranthaceae. The record is from RefSeq and is a predicted model, not a curated record. The transcript is spliced from 2 exons. Bases 48 to 869 code for a protein of 273 amino acids.
CUUCCUUUUCCUUCAUUGCAAGAAACAAAUACUAGAAAUAGAGGGAAAUGGAGCAAAGUAGAGGUAUAUUUGAAGCCUUAAAUGGAAAUAUUUAUGGAAAUAUUAGCAAUAGCCAAACACUAGUAUUGGGGCAUGGAUUUGGCUCAACACAAAGUGUUUGGCACAAUCUUAUCCCUUUCCUUGCAUUAUAUUUUAGGGUUGUAGUGUUUGACUUAGCUUUCUCUCCAAAUGUUAUCCCUAAAAUGUAUGAUCCAAACAAGUACUCCAAUUAUAGUGGGUAUGCACAUGAUUUGGUGGGUGUUCUUGAUGAGCUUAAGGUUGAUAAGCCCAUUUUUAUGGGUCAUUCUAUGUCAGCCAUGAUUGGAUGCUUAGCUUCUAUACAAAGGCCACAACUCUUUCAACACCUUAUUUUAUUGGGUGGUUCUCCUAGGUAUCUUAAUGAUCAAGAAUAUGAAGGAGGAUUUGAAAAGUCAGAUAUUGAUGAAAUUUUUAAUCAAAUGAAGCAAAACUAUACAGAUUGGGUUCAAAAUUUUGCUCCAAAUAGCAUAGGAGUAAAUGAUAGCAAUGCAAUCUCAGAAUUUGAGCGUAGUUUGAAAAUGAUAAACCCUAAUACAAGUUUUGAUGUUGCAAAGUCCGUCUUUUUAAGCGAUUAUCGAUCGAUUUUAUCACAAGUACAAGUCCGAGCAACCAUCAUUCAAUCGAAAGAUGAUUUCGUCGUUCCAUUAUUUGUUGGUAAUUAUAUGAAGGAGAAAUUGGGAGGUCUUGUGAAUUUGACUAUCUUGGACACCCAUGGCCAUUUUCCCAUGUUAACUAACCAUUCUUUGCUUCUUAAGGUCCUUAGUAGUGUUCUUGGAAUACAAGAUGGUUGAGCUUGGCACUUUGUAUUCAUCAUGUGAUGAUGGAAUGCAUGGGUCAAGAUAUGUUGUUCCACAUGAAAGACCCAAAAAAAUUCAAAGAAAAAUUAAUUCUUACAUUCACUUUCUAUAUAUAUCAUUCAUGCACAUAGUAACUAUUACAAGGUGUGUCACACGAUUUCACAUGUACAAGUUAUUCUUAAUCUUCAAUCCAGUAUUUCCACUCAAAGUCAAGAUUUGGAAAAGGGUACAUGUCCAACUCAUCUUCUUUUAAAAUUAAUUUAGGAAAAAUUAUCGUCAAUAAUACAAUUUUUUGUUAAUUUUUAUACAAUAAUACCAACUAUUGAUUAGCCAUGAAUAAUACCAACUUAGGGGGUAUUUUCCUAAAGUAAUACCAACUUUAGUUUAUUAAUUAGUUUAUCAAGUUUUUUGUCUUAUAAUCACCAAUAAUUUGAUUUUUAACAUGUUAGGGAUUUUCUAGACAACAACCCUUUAAGUUGAUAUUAUUCAUAGUUAAUCAAUAGUUGGUAUUACUGUACGAAAAUUAACAAAAUGUUGUAUUAUUCACGGUAAUUUUUCCUUUAAUUUAUUUUAUGUUGAGUUGUA